Doryrhamphus excisus (bluestripe pipefish) is the source of this 2130-nucleotide messenger RNA. RefSeq lists its product as uncharacterized. The record is from RefSeq and is a predicted model, not a curated record. Gene Ontology annotation, biological process: regulation of transcription by RNA polymerase II. NCBI's taxonomy places the organism in Eukaryota, Metazoa, Chordata, Actinopteri, Syngnathiformes, Syngnathidae. Gene Ontology annotation, molecular function: RNA polymerase II cis-regulatory region sequence-specific DNA binding; DNA-binding transcription factor activity, RNA polymerase II-specific.
AAACCACCUUACGAUAUGACAUCACAUCCUGUUUUGUGUUGUGCGGCGUUUCACGAUAGAUAGGGUUAAUAUUACUUAACAACGCCACAGUUAUUACACUUUUACGUUUAGUGAGUUUGUCAUCAUGUCAGAUUUAGAGGCGCGGGUGGUGGCCAUUUUGGAGCAAAUGGUUGACACUUCCGUGAAAGAAAUGAGCAAAGUUAUGAGUGCCUCAAACGCGAAAAGUCCACAGGAAGAGUCACCGAGCGAGAAAGACAGCGUGCAAGCAUCGUCUGACGAUAAGGUGGUCCACCAUCUCAACACCUUCAUGACGUCUCUGGCUCAAGGAGUGUCCGAGAAGAUCUGCCAGCUUUUCCAAGAAUGUUCUUCUCUGCUGCUCUUAGAAGUGACGCAGGGCGAAGCUGAGGUGGAGGAGCUGAGGAGAAGGCUGGAGGUGGCUGAGACUGAGCUGAGUCUGCUGCUGACUGGAGGCCCCAUUGAGGAGGAGCAUGGGGGGGAGGAAGGCGGCCUCACCGGCACAGAAGGAGAGAAUGCUCGCUCCUCGCAGCGCCCCAGGAGGAAACGAGGCAGAGCUGGUGGUGCUGGGGUCAAGCGAUCGCCCAUCGUUCACCUGUGGAAGGGCAGAACCUACGAGGAAAGUGUCCAUCCAGCGCCACUGGAGGAUGCAUGUCUUGAGCAGAGGAUGCCUCAGCAAGGAGACAUCUUAGACCCAAACUACGAGCACAAUGAUCCAGACUAUCAGCAGGAAGAUGCCAGCAAUGCAGGACACACAAGAACAUCCAGACGAGUCAAAGCGCGGCAAGGCUUGCACAGGCGUAAGGUAGCGUCCAGCUGCCACUUCUGCCAUAAGAGCUUCACCAUACACGGAAACCUGCAGCGCCACCUGCGCAUCCACACGGGGGAGAAGCCCUUCAGGUGUGACACCUGCGGCAAGAGCUUCAACCAGGCCGACACGCUAAAAGGUCACCAGAGGAUCCAUACGGGCGAGCGGCCCUUCAGCUGCGACACCUGCGGCAAGACAUUCAACCAGAAGAGCGCCCUGAAAAUGCACCAGAAUUCAUCUCACCCCGCCGCCAAGUCACUGUCCUGCGUAGCCUGUGGCACCGCCACGGCCUGCGUGGAGUCGUUGCGCCUUCACCUCCAGACACACGCUGCCGUCGUCCCCUGCGAGUGCGUCCUCUGCGGCCAGCGCAUGGGCUCCAUCAUGGAGCUGCGCUCCCAUCAGCAGCACCACACGGUGGACAGGCUGCACACUUGCGCCCUGUGUGGAAAGAGCUUCAAAUCGUCCAGUUACUUGAAGGUUCACCAGAAGAUACACAGCGGAGAGAAGCCCUUCUCCUGCGACGUCUGCAGACGCGCCUUCACGCAGCACAGUAGCCUCAAGUCACACAAGGCGGUGCACACAGGCGAGAAACCCUUUGUCUGCAACGCGUGCGGCAAGUGCUUCAGCAACACGGGCAACCUGAACCGCCACCAGCGCAUCCACACGGGCGAGAAGCCGUACAGCUGCGACGUGUGCGGCCGCAGCUUCAACCAGGGCAACAGCCUGAAAGCCCACCAGCAGAUCCACACGGGCGAGAAGCAGUUCAUGUGCGACAAGUGCGGCAAGGGUUUCGCCUACAUGAGGAACCUGAAGGACCACAAGUGCUUCUACGUGUGACCCCCGUCUACACUCCGCACACCCAGGCAGGAGCACGUUGAUGUGAAACUGUGACAGUUAAAUGGCAACAUGGAUGGAAACCACUUUGUCACUUUUUUAAAAUGUAUUAGAUACUUGUGAGAUACUCUCGGGUACUGGUGAGGGUGUCCAAAAAGUUAAGAUGCUAGCUAUGAUAUAGCUAUAGCUAUGAUAACUACUUAUUCUUGUGUGCAUAUGAAUAAGCGGCCCGCUGUUAACACACAAAGCUUUAAAAAUAGACGGAAACUUUAGUUUGGUUUCCCAAUGAGAUCCAGAAAGCUUGUGUUUGAUGACUGGUCCAAGCAUGCACCAAAAACUGACUUUUGUAUUGACUCAUGUGACAUUAUUGAUUAUGAAAGGCAGGUUAGUGCAACAAUAUUUGUGUAUUGUAAUUAAGUCUCAAGUAAAUAGUAAAUAAAUUGAAGAUGUGAAGGGUUCGCUUUGGUCUCACU